Molecule: messenger RNA, 5078 nt
Organism: Sphaeramia orbicularis (orbiculate cardinalfish)
Lineage: Eukaryota; Metazoa; Chordata; Actinopteri; Kurtiformes; Apogonidae
Gene: ogdhl
Product: oxoglutarate dehydrogenase L
Exons: 26
Coding region: 134-3175 (1013 amino acids)
Biological process (GO): tricarboxylic acid cycle
Cellular component (GO): oxoglutarate dehydrogenase complex; mitochondrion
Molecular function (GO): thiamine pyrophosphate binding; oxoglutarate dehydrogenase (succinyl-transferring) activity
Source: RefSeq, a predicted model, not a curated record
CACCUGACACGCGCUGUGGGCGUGUCAAUCCGUGGCUCCACUCGGAUCCGUGUCAGCUUCACUGAUACCUGUCCUAUUUGGCACCCGUCAGCGAUGACCCUAAAGUAAAAGAGAGGUGCGUGCAAACUAAGCCAUGAGCAAAUUUCGGGUGAUAGUGGGUGUCCUGAGGGGAGGGAGCGCCCACUGGCUCCGACGCUGUGGAGAGAGUCCGGCCAGGUGCUGGGCUGAGCCGAGGAGGGGGUGCACCUCCGAGGCUGCUUCAGUCCCCGCAGCGGUGACCAGCAGCUCCAGCUAUGUGGAGGAGAUGUACUAUGCCUGGUUAGAGGAUCAUAAAAACGUACAUGAGUCUUGGGAUGCAUACUUCCGUAACAUCCAGGCCUGCAGUCUGUCUGGUGAGGCGGGUGAGCGACGUCCUUCCACUCUGCUCCAGGGCCGAGUGUUGUCCCACUCAUCAGAUGUGGCACAGAAAGUGGUGGAGGACCACCUGGCUGUGCACACUCUCAUUAGAGCCUACCAGAUUCGAGGUCACCAUGUUGCCCAGUUAGACCCUCUGGGGAUCCUGGAGGCAGACCUGGACUCCUUCGUCCCCUCUGACCUGAUCACCACUAUUGACAAAUUAGGUUUCUAUGGUCUUGAUGAAUCGGACUUAGAUCGGAGCUUCCAGCUGCCUGCCACCACCUUCAUCGGAGGAGAGGCGACAACCCUACCUCUGAGAGAGAUCAUAUGUAGACUAGAGGCAUCAUAUUGUGGCCACAUCGGCGUUGAAUUCAUGUUCAUUAAUAACGUGGAUCAGUGUCAGUGGAUUCGUCAGAAAUUUGAAACUCCAGGAGUGAUGCGGUUCACCAACUCUGAGAAGAGGACCUUGCUAGCACGCCUCAUCAGAUCCACACGUUUUGAAGACUUUCUGGCAAGGAAGUGGUCAUCUGAGAAACGUUUUGGUCUGGAAGGCUGUGAAGUACUUAUCCCUGCUCUUAAAACCAUUAUUGACAAGUCAAGUGCAGCGGGCAUCGACAGCAUCAUCAUGGGGAUGCCUCAUCGAGGUCGACUGAAUGUCUUGGCCAAUGUGAUUCGUAAGGACCUGGAUCAAAUCUUUUGCCAGUUUGAUCCCAAAUUAGAAGCAGCGGAUGAGGGUUCAGGAGAUGUCAAGUACCACCUGGGGAUGUAUCAUGAGAGGAUUAAUCGCGAGACUGACAAAGACAUUACGCUGUCACUAAUGGCAAACCCAUCUCACCUUGAGGCGGUGGAUCCAGUGGUUCAGGGCAAGGCCAAAGCUGAACAGUUUUACAGAGGGGACACUCAAGGGAAAAAGGUCAUGUCCAUCUUAAUGCAUGGUGAUGCAGCUUUUGCCGGACAAGGAGUUGUUUAUGAGACCUUUCAUCUUAGUGAACUCCCCUCCUACACCACACAUGGUACGAUCCAUGUGGUGGUCAACAAUCAGAUUGGAUUUACGACUGACCCUCGAGUGGCCCGUUCCUCUCCCUACCCCACUGAUGUAGCACGGGUGGUCAAUGCACCCAUCUUCCACGUAAACGCUGAUGACCCUGAAGCGGUCAUGUACGUAUGCCGGGUGGCUGCAGAGUGGAGGAACACCUUCAACAAGGAUGUGGUCAUUGACCUGGUAUGUUACAGACGGUUUGGUCAUAACGAGAUGGAUGAGCCCAUGUUCACACAGCCACUGAUGUAUAAACAGAUCCGACGGCAGGAGCAUGUGCUGAAAAAGUACUCUGAUAAGCUCAUUGCUGAAGGAGUGGUGACACUGCAGGAAUUUGAGGAGGAAGUCGCCAAAUAUGACAAGAUAUGUGAGGAGGCAUACACCAGCUCUAAGGAUGAAAAAAUUUUACACAUCCGACACUGGCUAGACUCCCCCUGGCCAGAUUUUUUCACAGCACAGGGAGAGCCCAAGAGUAUGACUUGUCUUCCCACAGGGUUAGAUGAGGAGAUUCUGCAGCACAUUGGACAAACUGCUAGCUCAGUGCCUCUGGAGGACUUUAAAAUCCAUCCUGGUGUUUCUCGUAUCCUCCGUGGCCGAGCAGACCUGGUGAAGAACCGGCAGAUGGACUGGGCUCUGGGAGAAUACAUGGCUUUUGGUUCACUUCUUAAAGAUGGCAUCCAUGUGCGACUCAGUGGGCAGGAUGUAGAGCGGGGCACUUUUAGCCAUCGUCAUCAUGUUCUUCAUGAUCAAGAGGUGGACAAACGAAUCUGCAUUUCCAUGAAUCACCUGUGGGCGAACCAGGCCCCUUAUACUGUCUGCAACAGCUCCCUGUCAGAGUAUGGAGUCCUCGGUUUUGAGCUUGGUUUUGCAAUGGCAAGUCCAAACGCUCUGAUCCUGUGGGAGGCCCAGUUUGGAGAUUUUCAUAACACAGCCCAGUGUAUCAUUGACCAGUUCAUCAGCUCGGGCCAGGCCAAGUGGGUCCGCAACAAUGGGAUUGUCCUGUUGCUUCCACAUGGCAUGGAGGGAAUGGGUCCGGAACAUUCUUCAGCUCGACCCGAACGCUUCCUGCAGAUGAGCAACGAUGACCCCGAUCACUUCCCUGAGUUCAAUGGAGAUUUUGAGGUUCAGCAGCUGUAUGACUGUAACUGGAUUGUGGUCAAUUGUUCCACUCCUGCCAACUACUGUCACGUGCUCCGACGGCAGAUUCUUCUACCAUUCAGAAAACCGCUGAUCAUUUUCACUCCCAAAUCUCUGCUGAGGCUUCCUGAGGCAAGAUCCAGUUUCGAUGACCUGGCCAAAGGUACAAAAUUUAGGAGGGUGAUUCCUGAUGAGGGUCCUGUGAGUCAAAACCCGGGCCAAGUGAAAAGGGUCAUAUUCUGCACGGGCAAAGUCUACUAUGAGCUGAACAAAGAGAGGAAACAGCAGAACAUGGAUAGGGACAUCGCGAUUAUCAGACUUGAACAGAUCUCACCAUUUCCAUUUGACCUGAUCAGAGAUGAGGUAGAAAAAUACCCCAAUGCUGAGCUGAUCUGGUGUCAAGAAGAGCACAAGAACAUGGGUUACUAUGAUUAUGUCCGACCACGUUUCCUCACUGUGGUGGCCAACAGGAGACCCAUCUGGUAUGUGGGCCGGGACCCUGCAGCAGCUCCUGCAACCGGGAAUAAGUCCACCCACCUAAAUGAGCUGAGGAGGUUCAUGGACACAGCUUUCAACUUGAGUGCAUUCAAAGGAAGAGACAUGUAAUGGAAAACCAGAACAAGAACCAGGCUAGAGGUGCAUGGGAUGAGAUGCAGGUUUAAGUCUCAAUCUGAAAAUUGCCUUUUAAACAUCACCUCACCCUAAUCGGUUGCUCACUAACACCUGGACCAGAUUACAUGACAGUUACAUCCUUCAAGAUGAUGUCAGCUCAGGUGUUCAGAUUUCUGCUGUGACUUGUAGGAGAUAAAUACCAGACUUCACACUGAAACGCAGAAAUCAUUACCUGUAACUCGCAGCUUUUCACAACCUUUGUAGAGUACAGAUGAUUGACAGGAAUGGACAAAACAGAAGCACCUACAACUUUAGUAUUGAAUGCAUCAUGAAGCACCUUGCAAAUUUUCUCAAAAUGUCAAACUUUGGGCAGAAAAUUUUCAGAUAUUCUAGCCAUUCUUUCCCAGACACAGGAUUCUGGUUGGCUUCCACUUAUUUACUAUGCAACAUGUCUGUGUAAUAGUCACGUGUUUUGUUUUUUUUUUUUUUUUUUUCAUGUAAUCUGACCCAGAUCCUGGUUUUAUUUAAACUGUUGUCUAAUGAUGACUGGAGACAGACUUUGAUGAAGUACAACACUCUAAGUCAGUGAUAUUCCCCCAAGUCAUCAUGGGUGCUCAACGGGCAGUCAGUUACUCAGGAUUCAUAAAGAAACAAAAUCAACCACAAAGCACAUAAUGUUUAACUUUUAUAUUCCUGACAACUACUGUUAAUACUGCGGCUUCAGUCACUGACAGUAAUACCUCCACUGCUGCUACGCUAACCACAACAGUUUUAAAUACCAGUAGUAUUGAUUUGUAUUUGUGUCGCAUUAAUUUGUAAAGAUAAAUAGCUAAGGCUGUGAAACGCACACAUUAACACCGCCCUGGUGUUCUUAGAGGAUGAAUGGGAAUGACAUAUCACAGGCAUGGAGACUGUUCCUGAAUUUCAACACAUCACUAGGUUUAUGGCUCGUGUUUACUUCAGCUAUAGUGGCUGUUUGUGGAGGAGUCCGUAUUUAUUGUCACACUUCACUUCACCAGAAGACAUGAGCCAGCUGGCACAGAGACUGGCAGCCAUGUUUUCCACUUAGGACAUAAGGCUCGUCUUCGUCUUUGGAGGCUGAGGGAUGUACACACAAACAAACAUGGCAAAGCCUUGGAUGCCAUUAAGCAGUACUGAUGUUUGGUUGUCACUUUGAAUCUCCAGGUAUUUUAAUAGUGUUAGUAGUUACCACUGUGUUAAAAAAAUAAGCUUUCAGUCAAGCAAUAACCCACCUUUUCCUAUUAAACCUGGGAGGUUAGAAUAUUAGCUAUGCACAGAUAUUUUUUAAAUAUAAAAUAGGUUUAUAUAUAUUGUAGCUAGUAACAUAUGCACAUAUUGCACAUUCAGUAACAUAUGCAAUAACAUGGUAAAGCCUAUUUACUUGAUUUGGUGAUGAGAAUAUGUUGGUUAAUCAACAGUACAAGGAUGUUGUACAAAUGGUAUCAGCAGAACUUUGCUUCCGCAUACAUUCAAGUGGAAUUACUGACUUUUAAGGAAAUACUGAUAGUUCAAAAAAUUAUUGUACUCUGAAUGACCUAGAUUUUUUGUAUGGUGUUUUGUUUUGGUUACUAUUCCAUUCCAGAUUUAUUGAUUAAUUAUUGUCUUUUGAGCUAGAUGUUCAGCAAGAGAGAUUUUGUUGAUUUAUUACUUAUUUAUUUACUUAAAUUUUCGGUUCAACGGUUAUUCAGCGUUUAACAUCUUUUUUCGUGAUAUGCAGUUAAUUAUUACUAUAUACACUUAAUGGACAAAAAUAUUAGGGCACAAAUGUCGAAUAAGGGUGAUGUUUUGAAGAAUUGAAGAAACCAGAAGGUUAUGUGUAGUUUAAAUAGAUUUUUUUUUAAUGGGCAGAAUGAGGAGGAACAUCACAAACUUACAU